CCACCCACCAUGCUGAGCCUCCUGAUCCCCGUUCUGCUGGCGGCUGGCGCCUCCGGGUGCGGACAGCCUGUCUACUCGCCCAAUGCCAGGGUGGUCAACGGAGAGGAUGCCGUCCCUCACAGCUGGCCCUGGCAGAUCUCCCUCCAGUACGAGAAAGACGGGGAGUUCCGCCACACUUGCGGGGGGUCCCUCAUCGCCCCCCAAUGGGUCAUGACUGCCGCCCACUGCAUCUCCAAAUUCCGCAAGUAUAAGGUUGUCCUGGGCGAAUACGACAUGAGCAAGGAGGACGGGACUGAGCAACACAUCCCCAUCAACAAAGGCGACCUUUUUGUUCACCCGCGAUGGAUUUUCUUCUGCGCAGCCUGCGGCAACGACAUUGCGCUCGUGAAGCUGUCUCGGCCUGCGGAGCUGAAUGAGAAUGUCGAGCUGGCUUGCCUUCCUCCAGCCGGAGAGAUCCUGCCCAACGAGUAUCCCUGCUAUAUCAGCGGAUGGGGACGGCUCUACACCAAUGGCCCACUUCCGGAUAAACUGCAACAAGCCAUCCUCCCUGUCGUGGACAACGAGCAUUGCAACCAGAAAGACUGGUGGGGAGGCGUCAUCCAACAGAACAUGAUUUGCGCCGGAGGAGACAUCCGGGCCGGGUGCAACGGCGACUCUGGCGGUCCCUUGAACUGCCAGGCCACCGACGGCAGGUGGUACGUCCACGGCAUCACCAGCUUUGUCUCUGCCUUCGGCUGCAAUACUUUGAAGAAGCCCACCGUCUUCACCCGGGUCUCCGAUUUCGAUGCCUGGAUCCAGGAGACAAUUGCUAAGAAUUAGCAACAGCCCGGACACCUUCCGGAGGGAUGCCCAUUCCAAAAUAAAUGCUGAAAAAUAUAGAAAAA
Molecule: messenger RNA, 884 nt
Organism: Anolis carolinensis (green anole)
Lineage: Eukaryota; Metazoa; Chordata; Lepidosauria; Squamata; Anolidae
Product: proproteinase E
Exons: 8
Coding region: 10-819 (269 amino acids)
Biological process (GO): proteolysis
Molecular function (GO): serine-type endopeptidase activity
Source: RefSeq, a predicted model, not a curated record